This is a messenger RNA of Racocetra fulgida, 2481 nucleotides long. The record is from the annotation of a GenBank genome assembly. NCBI's taxonomy places the organism in Eukaryota, Fungi, Glomeromycota, Glomeromycetes, Diversisporales, Gigasporaceae.
AUGACGCAGAAGGGUAAAAGCACUAUACCACCAGAGUGUCUAGUUGUAGUUGUCUUAGAUGCAACAUAUCGAUUAGAAGACCAUUAUGAAACUAUUUUUGGAACUUAUUUGAGGCCGAUACUAAAGGAACAGGAGGAUAAAGAAAAGAAAGAAAAAGUGUGUGGUCUCGUUACCUUUGGUCAUUAUGAACCAUAUUCUACUAUACCUGUAAAAUCUCAUUAUUUUGAAAGUUUUACGCGGUUCGAUGAGCUAAUAUCUGAAAUAGAGUUUUUAAAUGGGGGCAUAUAUGAAAACGCAGUAGCUGAAGGUUUAGUCGCAGCUCUUGAGGUUAAUCAAGAUGUAGAAGUUCAUAAUGCUACCGAGGUCAUAAUUCCUUCACAUGUCGUAAAGUUGGCUAAUUUCAAACUUACAUUCUCGCAACCAAAUGAAGCGGCAUCUGACAAAAAAAGGAAAUGUGAAACUUCAACAUCAACAAAUGACACAAGCAAUAACGACAAGUCACCAUCAUCAACUUUGACCAGUUCAUCACCUGAAAGCAAAAGAGUUAAACUCGAAAUACCGGACGAACAAUUGCCUAAUUCAACGGUUCAACAAUCGCUACCCACGGAGACCCCAUCUAAUCCAAAAGAAUCUAUGACCAUUGCUAAACCUAUACAACCACCGUCUUCUAAACCAUCUCAAGCAUCUAAUCCUACAAUUCCAAAGGCUUCGACAUCAAUAAAUAAUAUACAACCACAAAUGACAAUCCCACAAGAUGCGCUCGGACAUGCUGCAAAAACACAACCGUCUGUACAACCAACGACGCCAAUACAAAUUCAACAUCCUCCUCCAGUAGGUACUGCACCAAUACAACAACAACCAAUACCAAUUCCAGGCACUCAACCCAUGCGACCUCAAAUGCCCAUGGGACCAAGAUUUCCUGCUGCUGCUAUGAAGGCUCAAUUUCAGGCUCAAUGGAAUGCAAUGUCUCCAGAACAACGUAGUCAAUUCAUAACAAUGGCGCAAGCAGCGGCAGCUAAUAAUACUCAAGCUCUACGCCAAAAUGGACAGCUGCUUAGAACACAAGUAGCAAAUAAUACUACGCAACAAAUGUUGAGGCAACAAAAUCAAUUUUUGCAGAAUGAAUUGGCUGCAAGUCAACAAAAUCUUGCCGAUGCUAUAAUGAGAAGUAAGAUGACUCAAUUGGGGCAAAAUAAUUCAGCUACUCGUGUGACUGUCGGCUCGCAAUCUAUAAAUAAUUUUGUGACAUCACCUUCUGCACUCAGUUCUGACGCACAAUCCAUAAAUUGUUUUGUGACAUCACCCACCGUUGGAGGAACCGUAAACCCACAAACUUUAGGUACUGCAAGUACUAGUUUUUCUGCGCCAACUCUUAAUAUACCAAGCAUACCAACAUCGACGCAAGGCGGACAGAUAUCUACAACGACUGUCGGAACAUCUGUAGCUUCAGCACUUGGGGUCCAAAUUCCCGCAAAAACUAUGGCUUCUACAAAUCUUAACUCUAUUGGUACUAGUGCCUCUUCGAGUCACAAUGGUGCCCAGAUACAAGUUGCUAGCACAACCAGUGCAUCAGUAGGGCAACCUCCAGUAUCAUUAGGGACAAAUAUUAAUCAAGUUCUCCCGAAUAUGCCUCCGAAAGUAAACGCAUUGUGGAGUGGUCAUAUUGCAUGGUCGGCCAAUAGUCAACAGACUGGACUAAAACGCGAGCUUACUUGUCAUGUGACUGCUUUUCCUGGCAAUCAACGAAAAACUGACUUUAUGAGAGAUGUUGCAGCUGUACAAAAUCCAAAACCUCAUGUUGUUUCAUUUCUGCCAACUCCAAACCCCCAAGCAUCUCAAGCAUCCCAAGACAAUCAUAGUACAUUUAUGGUGUUAAUGCGUAUUUUGGAUAGUAAAAAAUUGGCUGCUUUCGUACGUUUCUCUCAUGCGCCUAAUCCAAACGGAGGAAUAGUCCUUUUUACAACAGGGACGAUGGCAACAGGGUUAAAACUUGUCGGUUUACUUUUCUUAGACUCACCAUUGCCAACAAGCGUAACUGUUGCUUCUCAGCCACAACAAACGCAAACACAGCCACAGCAAACACCGCAAUCAACCCAACAAGCCCCGACACUACAAAUGCAGUUAAUGCAGCAACAACAACAAAUGUUAAUGCGUCAACAACAGCAACAGCAGCAGCCAAUUCAGGUUACACAACAAAUGAUGCAGUCACAGGCAUUACAACAAAUACAUCAGCAGCAAACAAUGCAAAUGUUGCAACAAUUGCAACAACAACAGCAACAAAAUUUGCAACAAAAUUUGCAACAAAAUAUGCAACAGCAAAUGCUUCAAAGACAAGUUAAUCAGGCUGCUGCUGCCGCAAUGCUGCAACAACAACCAUCUGCUUCAGACAUACUCAACUUUCGUCGUAGAAUGCAAUUAUUACAGACAGCGCAAGUUGCUAAUCCAGGUGAGUUUUUGGUUAGCCUGAUGUUAAGAUUAUGA